CCAAUCACAAAAAGUCCACAGCGCCGCGAAAGAAGUUUUCACUUCAAAAAAAUAAAGCAAUCCCCAACUGGCUUCAUAAUUUUCGCGUAUGCUUGUUAUUCUUGUAGGCAAAGCAACCGUUUGCACUUUCACAUUCGCUAUUUUAAACCCAAUACAUCAUUUCAGAUAUCCUGCAUACCCCUUCUUUUGGACGUCAACGAAAUCAACAUCAUAGCUCUACACAUACUAGCUGGCAUAUCAUCAGGUGGCCUGUAUACAAUCUUCCCGAUAUACAUCCGAGAGAUAAGUUCCAUACAAAACAGAGGGUUAGCUCUCUCCCUGUUCAUGCCAAUGACGGCAGCAGGGUAUCUGAUGAGACUGGUAACGGAUUUGGACGCGCUGAUGUUUUUGAUGGUGGCUCUUGUGGUGGUUCAAAUGAUCACGGUGUUCUGUCUAGUGGAGUCCCCGAGUUAUUUGGUCAUGAUUGGGAAUCCUGAGCGAGCAAAGCUAACAGUGUCGAGAUUAAAAUGCCUGCUGCCCGAGCACCCGACCGUGCUACGAGAAGUCGCCAGCUUGAAGGAUGAAAGCGACAGAGCGAGGGCUGCGGGGAAAUUGCACACGAUAACAAUAAUUAAAAACCCGAUAUGGCGCGACGCCACCAAAAUCGGCUUGGUCCUCCACAGCACCAUGAUCCUGUGUGGCAGUAUCAUCUUCUUGGAUCAGCACAAGACCCUGGUACAGCUGGGGUCACCGGCAGAUCCCGACAGGGUGCUCACUCUGGCUUGCUUCUGCGCUGGCAGUUUACUAUGUACAGUCGUCAUACGAGUAACGGAAAGAAAUUACCUCCUAACCGGCGCCUUCUUCGUGAUGGCUGUAUCAAUGGGCACGCUGGCGGUAUACACGCAGGCUGAUCUGACUGUGUACACAAACCGCUGGGUACCCGUGGCCGCGCUCGGAGUACUCGUAGCAGCGUACGGCGUGGUUUGGGGGCUACCCGCGCUUGUGAUAACGGAGCUGUUUAACUGUGAGAUCCGAUCGCACCAGCUAGCCCUCCUCUACGUCUAUUCCCAGCUCAUAAAACUGGUGCACGUGUACAGCUACCCCCACAUCGAGGCGUACAUCGGCGUGUACACCAUGUUCUAUAUAUUUGUCGGAAUCAACCUGUUUGCGGCGGUGUACUGUCUGUUCCAUAUACCGCAGCUCAAGAACAAGACGACGAGACAGAUCGAAAAGCAACUGAAGAGAGUACCGCUUUUGAAUAUUUAACUACGAGUAGUAAUAUGAGAAUCUGAUUUGUACAACAGUUAAGGUGAUGUUCGAAUGGCAACUGCAGCUGCAUUACUGUUACGAAAUUGCUGCUACAGCGUUGAUGCUGUAUCUGUCAAUUUCCUUAAUCAAAUUGAACGUCAUAACCGCGGAAGUAAUGCGGCGGCGACCGUCACUUAUUUUAUUAAUAAAAUUUACAGAUACAGAGGCCUAGUUCAAUCCGCAGCAGUAAUGCAGCUGAAGUUGACAUCCGAAUGUCACCUUUACUCUGCAGCGUUGCUGGUGUAGCGUCAUACGUCAUAAUCGCGGCAGAUAUCACUGUAAAUUUCCUUGAUAUUUGCUAUCACUAUUGCAGUACUGUAGUGAUUAGAACGUUCAAUACUCAACUAAUUGUAUCAUAGAGAUUGACAGUGACAUUACCAGUUUCUAGCUGCUGCCGCAUAAAGCAGCCUGACUUAACCAGAUCCUUAUACAGUCACGUCGAAUAUACAUAGAGUGUGGGAAAAAUGAAUGGGUCCUGGAGAGAAAGUGCCUUUGAACCUCAAGUUAGCUCACAAGGAAAGGUACCCAACUGUCCGGUUCCGAUUUGAUUUAUAUUUAUAUAUGUUAUAGAGUAGUCUAAGUUUAGGAAAACUUGAGUUUAAGCAGAUAUAACAAAACACUUGUACAUUAUUUUUUCCUGUUCUCAAACAUAUACUCAAACAAGCCAUUAACUAGCAAGUUGCUUGAGCAUCACUUUCUAUAGGAGUUAGAAGAUUUAGUAACUUUUUAGUACUUUGGAGGACAAUUUCUCCCAAUAGUUUGAGUUUCGGCAGCUAAAAAAAUACGUGUCCGUUAUUUUAGACUACUCUAUAACAUAUAUAAAUAUAAAUAAAAUCGGAACCGGACAGUUGGGUACCUUUCCUUGUAAGUUUGGAAUUACAAAUGGAACGAAUACCUGGAACAGUCAGUCUAAGCAUAGAGAAAUAAGUAAGCAUUGAGUGUUCAAUCCAUACAUCAGUUUUCUUACCAAAACGCAUAUUAUUUUCGGAGUAAUGUAGCGUUAUGUAGAAGAUAUAUCAGUACCGUUACUUGACAAUAGAUAACACUAGUGUCGCGACUGACGAAAAGUGUAUUGCUCAACAAUUGACAAUUAAUAUUACAGGCAGAAGGAGUUGAAAAUAGAGUUCCGGUUAUCGAUUAUAGGUUAUAAUAUUAGCUGAAAAGUAGAAAAGUAUAUAUGCCCUAAGCAUACUAAAAAAGAACACAAACUUCGAGUGUGCAUUAUCCGCAUACUACGCAUAUGCGUGCGCAUGGCUUCGGUACGCUGUAGUCCUUUGGGGUGAUAGUGUCGAGGCCGAGCAACUUUUUAUAAUGCAGAAGAAGUGUAUUCGAAUUUUAGCGAAUGUGCGUAUACCAGACAGCUGCCGUCCGUACUUUGUCCGCUACAAACUAUUAACACUGCCCUGCAUCUAUAUAUUGCAAGCUGCUAUUUUUGUUCGCAAAAACUCUCAUUUAUUUGAAUUAAAACAGGAUAAGGAAACAACUAGAGCACAGUAUAGGAAUAAAUUGCAACUACCUCAAACCAAACUACAAAUGUGUAGAAAUAGUCCACAUUACAAAUGUAUCCUAAUAACUAAUAAAAUUCCAGACUCGAUUAAGCAAGAACCUGAAAAUGCGACCUUCAAAACUAAAUUAGAAAUAUUAUUUACUCGAUAAAUGCUAUUAUUCAAUUAAUGACUUUUUUGAUGAUAAUUUAUAAUUGGUAUUUUAUUUUGAAUUAUUACUGUACUGACUAUUUAUUUAUCCAUACAAUUGUAGCAUAUUUAAAUGUAUUAAUAAUUUAAUUUUAUGUGUAUUUGUAAAUUCGGAUGAUGAUCGUGACGAAUAAUUUUAUUUUAUAAUGAUUAGCUUAUAUUUGUAAGGUAUUAGUAUAUUGUUGUUGUAUGUCCUCACAGGGCGUCAUGGACCGACUUACUGAAUUGUAUUGCAACACCUUAAUAAUGUAUGGACAUGAUUAUACAAUUAAUAAAUAAGUGUAAGAAAACUGACGUACGGAGUGAGCACACUCUAUGCUUAAUUAUUUCUCUAUGGUCUAAGCGUUGAACUGACUGCAACAGGACGAAGUGUGUUAUUAUAUUAUAACUGUCAUAGGAAUUUCAUAUGAAUGAUGAUAGUGCUGUACUUUGUCAUUGCAAACACCACGCAGAUUCGGCUGGGUCCGAUUCUAUCAAUCAUGUUCAGGUCCCUUUUCAGAGUCUGUUCGGAAAGAGAAGAGUCGUGGAAUGUAUUGGACCCCAUACAUUCCACGACUCUUCUCUUUCCGCACAGACUCUAUACUGAACAACACACAUCAAGUUGUUGAAUGGUUCAAUGCAUAAAAUACCGCAAUGAAGAUGAGAAUCGUUUAUAUGUAAUAGUAAACUUUUUCUUAGAAAUAAGUUUAAUUAAUUUUGAACGCUUAAAACAGUUUUUAACGUAACUAUAAAGUAAGACUUAACUUGGUUAAACUAAUGUGACAUGACAUGGAUAUAAAGAUUGUAUAAAUGUUUAUAGCGUAUGUAUGCUUCUAAAAAUACUUAUAUAAUAAUAUACCUAAUAAUUGUUAGUAAAGAAAUUCAUGUUUUUACGAUUUUUAUUAUAUACAUUUUCUACAUUUUAGCAGAUGUUACAUUUGA
This is a messenger RNA of Cydia pomonella (codling moth), 3902 nucleotides long. RefSeq lists its product as uncharacterized. Gene Ontology annotation, biological process: transmembrane transport; carbohydrate transport. Gene Ontology annotation, molecular function: carbohydrate:proton symporter activity. Lineage: Eukaryota; Metazoa; Arthropoda; Insecta; Lepidoptera; Tortricidae. Gene Ontology annotation, cellular component: membrane. The transcript is spliced from 5 exons. The record is from RefSeq and is a predicted model, not a curated record. The annotation marks the transcript as partial.